CAUUAUUUCUGGCUAUUUUUCCUUACGUAUCCUGCCACAGACUUUUUUUUUGCCUGAAUCAUGAAAUGAUAAAGUGACACAUUAAAGAUAGCUUCAUCAUCUUCUGUUCACCAUUUCUAUUAACAACCAAUAAAUAUCUACAAAGAGUUAUUUGUUAUUGUUAUAAAAUGAAACUUUGCAGCGUAUAUGACCACAUUAGUUCUGAUUACGAACUUGAUCGACCUAUAGCGCAUCUCUUCUAUCGAUUGUACGUAUCUAUCUGUAAUUGUUCCUGUUUUUGCCGGCAAACAAUUAAAAUGCUUCUCGAUAGGCAGGCAACCAUCAGUCAGUACUAUUGCGAAGCAGUGACUCAUUUCUACCGAAAUAGCCACUCGCGUUUCUGUUGUCGUUUAUUCUGCGCAUCGAAUUAUUACAGUUCUGCGAUAAACACUGGCUUUUCCGUCACUGCGUGCGGUACUAUCGCCGCGGUUCUUUUUGCUGCUGUUGGGCAAUGAAACCACUUUUUAGUUCUGUCUUCUUCUGUUGUUUACUGCAGCCACCACAGCCCUCGCCGCUCCAGCGUUGUCCGCUUGCCCGCCAGUUUAACUUAGCAACGUCAUGCACCGUGUCGCCUGUGUGGACGGUAUAAGGUGUUGAUGGGCCUUCCCUGUCGAUCGCUGACGGCAGCCUGCUAGCGGCAAGAGCGAACAAUUUGCAGAGACUGUCAAGCCAACAAUGCCAUUGCCUAAUAGGAGCUGCAGCUGCGCUAACAAAUAGCUAUACAAACGGACGAACAGGCAGGCAGACAGACAAGCAGUUCCACGUACGCUGAGCUGUCGCAAGAGUACAAUUAGUGUCGCUGCUAGGCUCGCACUAUCAUUGACUUAGCUAAGCUUUCUUCGUUUUUCUUUUUUUUCGGCAUAUUCAUACGCUUCCGUCUCGCUACAGCCAGACCCUGUUCAAGCAUUGCUCAUGGCGCUUAGACGUUGACACAAUCAUCAUCAUCGUCGGGACGGAUGGCCGCACCGCAACGAUCGAACAUCUACGAAACGCAUAGCGUCAGUGGAGCGGUGGGCUGUAGCGGUUGACGCUAGUGGCAUCUGCUGGAGUGAGUGGGUUUGUUGUUAUAGACGUGUUGAGGGGUCGUGUACGAGCGGAUGUGUUGAACCAUGCGCGUUUAAAUGUUUCCGAGUGAUAUUAGAGUACUAUACUAAUGUGCUAAGUUGGUAUUGUGAGAAAUCGUGCGGCUAAAGUAGCAACAGUUCAAAAACGAACGAAGCAACGUUUUCUUGCGUGAUCGCCGAGCUCGACGCUAAGGGAUAAACACAGGAGAAACAACAUUGUCUAAAAUAACACUAAUCAGCUAUAGAAGAGAAGGCUAAAUUGGCGGAACAGGUAGCAUCUGCAGUAGUAAAUGAGUGUCAGUGUCGGCCAUGAAAGGGAAAUAAAAAAUAUACGCUGUCUGAGCUCAAUGUUCACUGAUCGUUUGGAACGUAAUGGUGUUUAUAUAUUCAAUCAACAGCAGUAUAUCCAUAGAGAUUUCGUUUUGGCAACUACCUGACCCAGCCCGAUCCAGUUAAGCCCCGGCUGACCGAAUAAUCCAGCGAAUGGAUCAACGUCAUUGUCAUUUUAGUCCUUGACAGAUCCACCAGCAGAAGUCGUGGUUUUCGUACUGAUUGGGAAUCAAACUCGAUCUGGUUGUACAAGUCGUGGACAACGAGUAGCCAGACCUAGUGAGUUAUCAAGUACGCAGGCAACGACGAUGUCCAAGUUUUUGACGUAAAAUGAGAAAUGAGUAGGAGGAGCUAGCUUUGCUAAGCCAUGUUACUCUGGAGUCUCGCGGAUCAUUAUGGUCAAUUUAUUUAGUCCGGCGACAAAGCUUUCUGGCGAAAAGCCCUAUCGGUCUACCCGCCUCAGAUGCAGGACCUACUGAACAUCUUAAGCGGCAAUAACUAAAUGAGCAAAGACGCUGUUUAAUGGCUGAGAGAACACCGUCGCUCACUUCGCAUGUAUAUUUGUGUCUGCGAGUGCGUAUUCGUACAUUCAUACUGGUACUAGUAAGCGUAUGAUUGACUCGCUUCGUGUCAAUCGAGGUAAUAGCAGCGCUCCGUGAGCACACAGAAUACAGGAAUAGCGACAGCUCCCAUUGAGAAAGUCGUAGUCGUGGCGAACCAUUUAAGAAAUCAGUAACGACAAUUGCCAUAGCAGUAAUGAUAGCAAGAAACCAGCUGGACAGAUUGGAGAAGCAAUGUAACUAAAGAGCGUGCGCGAUUACGGCCACCCAACCAUUAGUGUCAGUGUUUGUAUCGUUACAUGACCGGCUGCUUGGUCUUCUCUUUCUCGAUGCCUCGCAUGACAAAUGUGGCAACAGCGUUCGCAUGAAACCCAUUCAAUUGAUUGCCCAUAGCUGCCUGCCUACCUGCCUGCUUCCAACACGACAGCCUGCCACGACUGGUUGUGCCUAUACGAAUGCGUUGCUAACGGCUUAAGAGUCUCUGUGUGUAUAUGUGACUGCUCCCAUAGAAUGUAGGGGAAAAAAGCCUGCGACGCUUCUCAAGCAUGCUACCCAUCUAUCUGCUCUAGCUGUCGAAGCUGGUCGACUCGCAGCCGAGACUAGGCUUCUCCGCCUUUUUCUAGCGGGCUAGUGACCCGGUACUAUAUGCAAGCUGGUCAGACCAACUGCUGCAGCAACUUUAACCGGCAACAGGCCUGAUUCGAACAGCCCAGGUUUAGGGUUUACAGGUUCAGUUGCUUGCGACUGGCAACAAAGCGCAGCUCGUCGUUUAGCUUUGGAGUACAGCCACCUCCCGCCCGAAACGUCCUAUAAUACCUUCUUCUUCGAAAAGAGGUGUGCCUGCUUCGCCAUCAACCAAGCCGGGACGAGGUAAGCAAAAAGCAAACGGCAAAUUCGUCCCACGACGAGCAGACGGCCUUUUUCGGUGGCACCGGUUGUACCUAGCCAUUGCCUACUGACCCUACAGAGCGGUCGUGCGCUGGCAAAUAUCUGAGCAAGAAGAGACCGACAUCGGCACUGAAAAAGGGUCCAAGUGCUUCCGUCAAAUUUCCUUACGUUUUUCGAUCGACGGAAUUGAUCUCAAGAUCUUGAGCGAAAUCGUUGUUGGACUCUACUGAAGCAAAGCUUUGUGUGGAUACCACUUAGCUGUGGUUAUACCGUAACUCGUUUCAACGUGCAUACUUCCAUGUUGUUUGAUAUACACUACAUUUAACUCGCUGUGGAUUUUGUGCAUCGUCUUGGAUUGAUUAAGUCGUGACUGACUUGAAUCUCAGCAAAGUAGAGGAUUGAUCACAAUGCAGACUCGUUCCCAAGUUACCACGACCACAACGGUCACUGGAACUACCUCAAACGGGUACCUUAGCCUCAACACUGGCUAUCUUCGUACCAUAAACGGGUGGCUUAAGGUUGCUCAGAUAGGCACCGGCCUAAUUGUCCUUCUAUUGUUAGUGUUCUGGAAGUAUACGUGCAGUGUUUCCUGGGGGCAUUUUUUACAGCUAACCUCGUUCUGCUUCUUUACGAUUACGGCUCUUAUGCUCUUCUCGUGUGUGGCAUCGUUGUCCGGCAUGACACUGCUUACAACUCUCUUCUACCUGAACUAUCAUAUUCUCGGCUUCACCUACUAUCUGUGUGGAGCACUAGCCGUAGUUAUUCAAGCUCCUAGCAAUCAGGAUGCCGGCCUUGGUAUCGCCGCUGGUGUAUUGGGUCUUCUGAAUGCGUCAUUUUAUGGAAUUGAUGCUUUGUUCGCAUUUAAGGGACGUCUGAAUUAAGCCAUCGCCGACUUCUCACUCAUACUUCAUCUCCUCCUAUCGACAUCAAUUAGACGUAAAGCCCACCGGAAUAACGGGUAAACGACGAGGGCCAUACUUCGUUCCAGAGCCAUACUCAAACACCUUCCGUAUUCAUCCGCAGAGGAACACCUCCUUGUAUACUACCCACCCACGUGAUCUAGCAAUGUUUGUUUUUGGGGAGGUGAUGAUUAAAAGAGCUGACGGGUUCGCUGUAGGUCACAAGUGAUUUGACUUUCUGAAAAAUAAGUCGACUGAGCUUUAAAAAGGUACCGAAAAUCUUGAUGAAAAAGGUCAAACCUGCACCGUAGUGUUAAUGCAGUCCGAAUGCAGUGUAUGAGUCUAUUUUCAUAUGGAUUGAGGCAUGGCCACUGUUUCCCUCGUAUGUCAAACAAGGGCUUUUGGACAAGUUGUGACCAGCCGAUCACAUGGCACUGACUAUCCAUAAGAAAACAAAUUGCAUUUACCCCGGUCAAUCAGGAAAUUUUCAAUAGUGUUCCGUCGACAUCAGGAUGGAUAAUGAACUAAUUGUAUGGGGAGCAACGGUAUAUAAAUAGAAGAUCUAUCAAAUCAUGCUAUAAUUUAAAUAGGUAGUCUGAUGUGCGCGUGCUCAAUUUUUUUGAUUGCAGUAAAUUGAUAUUGGUAACGACAAUGAUACCGAUUAGCUUUGAACUUUCGCUAAAGCUCGGACUACAGAACAUUUAAAAAAAUUCCGUUUUGUUUGUGAUGAAAUUUCCGAUUCAUAUUACAUAAACUUUUCAAAGGCCUUACAUAAAACCCUCCCAUGAUUGGUACAACUUGUAAAAUGGCUUUAGGAUUACUGCAGAGGACUAUAAUGGCUACAACGUAUAAGUCACUGCGACUGAAUGGGUUGAGCAAUUGAAUCUAUCGGAAGCGUACUCGAGGUACUUUUUUCCUAUUGGGAUGAAAUUCUGCGUUAAAUUUUAAUUGAGCACCCUAUCUGUAAAUAGUUGGAAUGACCUGAAACGCCUGUAUUUCGGUUAUGUACUGCACUUCUGGAGUAGAAACAAACAACGAAUAAAGACAAUAGUAUACUUAAUAUAUCCUUAAUAACAAGGUACUUACAGUAGAGUUUUUUGAAGGAAAUCUAUUAAUUAAACUGAAUUUAUCCGUGCGUAGAAUAUUUAAACUACUCGUUGAUAUACAAAUGCAUUCAAUAGUCAAUGUGCUUCAGGUGCUAUUAAAAAAAAUUGUACAGGUCGAUCAGAAAGGUAACACCUUGUCUCUUUUGUGACGCUUGGAAAUGUUUAUGCCAGUAAAAAAAGGUUAGCGUACAACCUAAACCUUAAUGCACUAAGAUGAGUAGGCUGUUAUGAGUGCCUUUAGUAAAUGAAAGCAUUUGCAUAAUUGAAUAUAUUUAACUUCAUUAAAAUUGUUUUCGCAUUAAACAUUUGAUUUCUAAAAUGGCAGAUAGGAUCAAAUUGUAACUUCGUUGAGGACAUGAGGCUAGUUACGCAUCAUGUAAUAUUUUUAUAACGGACAUGCACGUUGAACGAUGAAAAGAAAAGUUGAAGUGAUGACAAAGCAGACCAGAAAACGCUACUGCCAAAUUUUUGAAUAAAAAUUGAAUUUAGUAUUAUUUUUAUGCCGUUGUAUGGUAUCGAUGUUAGAAGUGCCCUUAUAAAGGCGCCUUAUACCUGUAGCGCCAUCUUGACUUGAUUUCAUGUUUUCACAAUACAUUGGUGUAUAACGUAGCUCCGUAUUUCCUGUUUGAAAUCUUCAAAAGGCCGUGAAAUCUUCGUCCCGUUUUUUGCAUUAUGGAAGAAAAAUCGCCUGGAUGAAUUAACUCAUAGCUGGCGUAUUCCAUACGACUUUUAUAAAUAUUGAAUCUCUUUAUUAUAAAAGGUGAUUUCAUAUAUUUCUAAUUUUCUCUAGUCAACUCCUUAGGGCAGUUUUAAAAAUCUCUAAAAUGAACAAGCCACUAAAAAAAUAUUCCAGUUCUAAAUACACAAAUAUUACAUUUUAACAAGUAUUAUAAAAACCAGGCCAAUAACAGUGAUUAAACAACAGGAUUCUCAGUGACUUAUUUUGCCUGCAGUGAUGCUACAAGCCAACAGACCCAUAUUGAAGUGCUUCAUACAUUUACAAUAGUUUGUGUUUUGGAAGUCUGUCGACAAUUCAAAUCAGACUUCAUUGUUGCUCAUCGCCAGUCGUUUCUGUAAACCUGCGUUCAGGCUACUGUGGCUUGAUUUUACUGUGGAAGCAGACAAUUAAUUCAGUUUAAAA
Messenger RNA from Varroa destructor (honeybee mite), 6027 nucleotides. RefSeq lists its product as uncharacterized. Lineage: Eukaryota; Metazoa; Arthropoda; Arachnida; Mesostigmata; Varroidae. Gene Ontology annotation, cellular component: membrane. The record is from RefSeq and is a predicted model, not a curated record.